Ylistrum balloti is the source of this 4151-nucleotide messenger RNA. RefSeq names its product phosphatidylinositol 3,4,5-trisphosphate 3-phosphatase TPTE2-like. Lineage: Eukaryota; Metazoa; Mollusca; Bivalvia; Pectinida; Pectinidae. Gene Ontology annotation, molecular function: phosphatidylinositol-3,4,5-trisphosphate 3-phosphatase activity; monoatomic ion channel activity. Gene Ontology annotation, cellular component: cytosol; membrane. Bases 286 to 1887 code for a protein of 533 amino acids. Gene Ontology annotation, biological process: transmembrane transport; monoatomic ion transport; dephosphorylation. The record is from RefSeq and is a predicted model, not a curated record. The transcript has 15 exons.
GACUCGAUGCGACACACACGUGUAUCGGUAAUCCCCUGGAAUCGUCUGUGUAUCGUUACCAUCGUAAGCUAUAUAUAGCUAGUCUAAUACUGGAAAUUGUUGUGUACCCUUGCGUCGUAACAUGACACAUAUUCACGACACAGUUAUCCAACUGUAGCUUGAGUAUAUAGCUGUCAGAGACGCCAUGUACACUCAGAACUACAUUUAGAUCUGACAAGAAGGACAACCCCGGGCUCCCGGGUAACACGCUCUCUACAGGUACUAGUAGAAAGACGUGCUAUAAAUAUGGAGGAAACAGAGACAAAUGGAAAUGUGGUAGUGGAUAUUCCCCAGGACCUGCCUAAGGACACACUUCCCCCGAUUGUCGGACGCAUGGAAUUGGAUAUUCCAGAUGAUAGAAGAAGUAACACGAGUCGCCGUUCCAGUCUCCCCCCUCCACCAGAUUCACAUAUCCCUCUCGAGGAGGGUAACACCAACGUAGCUCCAACCUCCCGACUGAAUCGCUGUCGAUGGAAAGUCAAGGCUCUUGUUGAGCACCUGCUUUUCCGCCUUUUCACCGUCAUCCUCAUCCUCGUCGAUAUUUCUCUCGUCAUUAUUGAUUUUUGUGCAAACUUGGACGAAGUGACGUCACGAAGUAUCACCGUCACAUCCCGUGUCAUAGUUGGCUACUUUUUAUUGGAGAUCCUAUUGCGGAUAUUUGCCAAAGGUGUCAAAUUUUUCAAGAAUUGUUUUGAUGUGACAGACAUGGUUAUAGUCUUAGCCACCUUCAUCAUAGAUCUCGCACUAAGUAACUAUGGAAGAUGGGGCGUCGUUGGCCGCACAUUACGUAUCAUACGAAUUGGCCGAAGCGUGGUAUUCAUGGUUCAACAGUAUCGUCACGUGAUAACUGCUACCAGGAAGACAGUAUCACAGAACAAACGACGCUAUCUCAAGGACGGAUUUGACCUUGACCUUUGCUACAUUACAGAGAGAGUAAUCGCAAUGUCAUUUCCAUCGUCGGGGUUACGAAAGAUGUACCGAAAUCCAAUAAACGAGGUAGCCAGGUUCCUGAAUACCAAACAUCCCAACCACUACAAAGUAUAUGACUUAUGUAGUGAACGUAACUACCCGACCGAGCUCUUCCACGACAUGGUAGAAAGGGUUUAUAUAGACGAUCACAACGUCCCGACACUUGAAGACUUGGUAAAAUUUUGUGACGACGUACGGGUGUUUCUGUCUGAGGACGAAUCCAAUGUGAUCGCCGUGCAUUGUAAAGGUGGUAAGGGUCGGACAGGGACCAUGAUCUGUACAUGGCUUGUUGACUGUGAGAUGUUCGAGGAGGCUGAGAAAAGCCUGGAUUAUUUUGGGGGCAGACGAACUGACCUCUCGGUAGGAUCAACAUUUCAGGGCGUUGAAACCCCUAGUCAGAGUCGAUACGUGGGUUACUAUGAGAAAGUGAAGAAGGAAUAUGCUAAUCAAAUUCCUGCUGUUGUCAAAUUGAGGAUAUCUACCGUAACUAUCACGGGAAUUCAAACGGUUGGAAAGGGCGAUGGGUCUGACCUAUCCAUGACCCUGUUCCUCGGCCGUGAAAUCGCCUUUAACUGUAACUUUGGCAAGGGGGAAAAUUGCAAGUUGACACAUGAUAAAGAAAACAACAGAAUAGAGGUGGCAUUACAUAACUCUCCCAUAAUACUAGAAGACACGAAAGUUAGGUUUACGUGUUCAUCGAUGAAUGUACCGAAGGGAUACGAUAACUGCGCAUUCUACUUCUGGUUCCAUACAGCAUUUAUCCACAAUAAUAGAUUACUUAUACCACGUGACGAACUUGAUAAUCCACACAAGAAAAAAGUUCACAAGAUUUUUACAGAGGAGUUCUCCGUCAUGCUUAGUUUUGAUGAUGUCACGUGAUGAUUUAAAAGUUGGUUAUUUCAUCGUAGCAUAACAUUAUUACCAUGCCUACAGAAUACACAAAUGAUAUAUGACAGGCCUGAUGCACACUUACCAGAACAAUGUCCACUGAUCGCUCAACAGACCAUUGACCAUCGACCGGCUAAAGUGAUCCCCGGUCAAAGUACUUAUCACUGACGAGAAUACCUGUCCAGUUUUUGUGUGUGUGUUGAAUUUUGUGAGAUUUCAAUAUGUUCCAUUUUACGUAAUUCUACUUCAUUCAUUCCUUAGUAACUAAAAAAUAUCCUGAACUCUUUAUGUUUUUACCAUUCUCCUUUCAUACAUUUAGCUGAUGACAAUGUGGUUUGUGAAUAAAUAAGCUAGGAUUUGUCUCUUUUUUUCAAAACAUUUACCAUGAAUUUUGUUUUGUUUAUACAUGUUAAAUAGAUCAAUUUAGGAUAUAAUAGUUUGGGAUCCGAAACAAUAGUUUGCUGCACCCUAAACCGUUACUGUACCGAAUUUUACAUUCGAUUUAUACGUGUUUAUAAAAUGUAGUUUUGUUGUUUGAUGAUGUUUGAUAUAAUUUGACAAGAGCCAUCUGAUCAGCUAUCCGUCGCUUUUCUUACGCUGCUAAUUAUUCUCAGUAAACUAUCUUCAUCUCCUUUUUUUGUACAAUAGAUAUUUGUAUAAUCUUUAGAACUGAAAAUUUCCAUGCUAAGCUAGGCAAGAGUAGACCAUUCACUAUUUGUUAACUGCAUUUGUAUAAAUAAAUGUUCCAUUAUUAUGUUUAUUUCCAAUACAUUGGAUUAUGUCAGAUCCCACAUGCGCCUUUCGAACAGAUGCACCUUUUAUAUCAUCAUUUGUCGAUAUGACGUGUAUUUGAGGAAAUCAAAUAGCUAACAUAUCAUCAUUAUCCAUCUUUUGAUGAAAAAAAAUGUCUUGGUAAAUAUUUGAAUUUAUAUCUGGAAAUAACGCUUUGGGUUUUUAGUCUGUGUUUUCAAUAAACAAAUACUUUGAAAAAAAGCAUGCGACGACGGUGAAGGAAAAGGGAUUUUUUCUAAUAUACAUAAGAUAUUUGAAUCGUGUAUCAUUAAGGUUGCUUACAAAGUACGAAUGUUCUAUAAGGUUUAUAAGGAUCGCUUUGCUGUUAAUCUCAGUAACAUCAGCAUUUAGGCGUAUUUAGGUGGGAAGAACAUAAAUAUGUUUUCAUCUUUUCUCGGCAUGUACCACUAUGCCAUAGUAAAUAUUUCUGUUAUUGUAUUUCUGGUUUCUUCAAUUCUUGUCUAAAAUCGAACAAUCUCCAUUAGAAAACAAUUUUUUAUGAGCUAUCUUUUUGUUGAUAUGAAGCAAAAAUUGUGUCAAAGUUAUAGUAUUUGUAUAUACGGUCAUGAUUCGUCAGUGAAAAUAUUGUCAUGGUAUUUUUCUAUUGCUUACGUGACUAUCUUGAUUGCUAAGAUCUAAAAUAGAUUAUCGUUCAGAAAGCUAAUAUCUCCUAACAUGAAAAUUGUCCUCUAGAGUCUCGAAAGAACAGAGUAACCACUAAUUUAUAGUUACAAUAUAUCAUAUGUCAACUUCUAGUCAAUAAAUGCCAGAAAAUCGGAUGGUGUUAUUAAACCUGUCCUUAUAGGGACGUGCAGGUACGCAUAGUAUUUACUCAUAGUUGUUUUGAGAAUCUUAUGUUUGCACGCACAUCAUAAUACUCGAAUGAUGAUUUAAUCAACUUUCUAAACAUCUGUUUUCUAUUACUUUCACAUGUACGAGCUAUUAACUACAUGGAGUUAAAUUUAUUGCUAUUCAACUAUUUUAAAAUGGAAAAGUCAUUAAAUGGUAUCGAGAUGGUAUACCAUAACGAGUUUAUAUCUCAAUAUAUGCUACUGCUUAAAGACCUAAAUUACUUGUAAACGUUGUUGAAACUUUGUUCACUUUUUAGAUGUAAUGUGUGUAAAAGUUAUAUCCCCUGGGGUGUGCUUGAUUAAUUCCAGUCUUAGUUUUUGUGUGUUUCAUUUCGUUGUUUUGAAGACAAUGUCACAAUAACCGGGCGAACGUUCAAAUGUACAAAUGAUCUUGGCAGUUAACUCAUCUCCAUGAAUUUAUUAGAUUUUGAACCGGGCGAACGUUCAAAUGUACAUGUGAUCUUGGCAGUUAACUCAUCUCCAUGAAUUUUAUUAGAUUUCGUACAUUUGAUAAGGAGAUCAAUAACUUUCUAAAAGCAAAUAUUCUCUCAUUUUGGUUUCUUGUUCUCUGAAACCGACCUUGAUGUCUUUGCCAUUUAAAUAUAUUUAAGU